AGAAACUCACGCCAACCGCCGUUAAACACCGCAGAAGAAGAGUUGAGUCGCUCUUGUUUAUACUCUUCCACUGAGGUCGUUCGUGCUCGUCUGCGGUUGAGGGCGAGGUAGCGCAUCGCGGUGUUCUGUCGGCAUCAUGUCUAUUGUCAAGAUCCAUGCCAGAGAAAUCUUUGAUUCUCGUGGGAACCCCACUGUGGAGGUUGACCUUUACACUGACAAAGGCUUGUUUAGGGCUGCUGUACCAAGUGGUGCAUCCACUGGAAUCUAUGAAGCUUUAGAGCUUCGAGACAAUGACAAGUCUCGCUACCUUGGAAAAGGAGUCUCGCAGGCUGUAGACCACAUUAAUUCAACUAUUGCACCUGCACUUGUCGGCCAAGAUGUGUCUGUGGUUGAGCAGGAGAGAAUUGACCAAAUGAUGAUCGACAUGGAUGGCACAGAGAACAAAUCCAAAUUUGGAGCAAACGCUAUCCUCGGUGUGUCUCUGGCUGUUUGCAAGGCAGGUGCAGCAGAAAAAGGAGUUCCUCUGUAUCGUCAUAUUGCUGACCUUGCCGGAAACCCCGAGGUCAUCUUGCCUGUGCCGGCCUUCAAUGUGAUCAACGGAGGCUCCCAUGCUGGUAACAAACUUGCAAUGCAGGAGUUUAUGAUUCUGCCCAUUGGUGCAAGUAGCUUUAAAGAAGCCAUGCGGAUUGGAGCAGAGGUCUACCACAACCUUAAGAAUGUCAUCAAGAAGAAAUAUGGACAGGAUGCCACCAAUGUAGGUGAUGAAGGUGGCUUUGCUCCAAACAUCCUGGAAAACAUGGAAGCACUAGAGUUACUGAAGGAAGCCAUUGCCAAAGCAGGAUACACAGAUGAAGUUGUGAUCGGCAUGGAUGUGGCAGCGUCUGAAUUCUUUAGAGAAGGAAAUUAUGACUUGGACUUUAAGUCUCCUGACGAUCCGAGCCGUUACAUCACUCCUGACGAGCUUGCUGAUCUCUACAAGAGCUUUGUGAAGGAUUAUCCAGUGGUUUCCAUUGAGGAUCCCUUUGAUCAGGACGACUGGGAGGCCUGGACCAACUUUACUGAAUCCACAGACAUCCAGGUUGUUGGAGAUGAUCUAACAGUGACCAACCCCAAUCGCAUCUGCAAGGCUGUGGAGGAGAAGGCCUGCAACUGUCUGCUGCUGAAAGUCAAUCAGAUUGGCACCGUCACCGAAUCUCUCAGAGCGUGUAAGAUGGCGCAGGAGAGUGGCUGGGGUGUGAUGGUCAGCCACCGCUCUGGGGAAACCGAGGACACCUUCAUAGCAGACUUGGUUGUUGGCUUAUGCACUGGACAGAUCAAGACUGGAGCACCCUGUCGCUCUGAGCGUUUGGCCAAAUACAACCAGAUUCUGAGAAUUGAAGAGGAGUUGGGAGACGAGGCUCGUUUUGCUGGCAGAAACUUCAGAAAACCUCUAAUAUAAUCAUUGGAUAAUAACAAUGAUAUAAACAGCUGCUUGAUGAUGAAUGCAUAGAAAGAACAUGCUAGUUACUGGAAAUUGGGCACUUUAUUAUAAAGUCUUCUACUCUAUUUUUAUCGUGGAGUAACGGUAGACCUAACUUAUCUAACAUUUAACUUAACUAAUUUAUUAAUGUAACAAACUGUAUUCAUUAAAGAUGCACUUGGACACAUA
Betta splendens (Siamese fighting fish) is the source of this 1648-nucleotide messenger RNA. It is a transcript of the gene eno1b, whose product is annotated as enolase 1b, (alpha). Gene Ontology annotation, biological process: glycolytic process. Gene Ontology annotation, molecular function: phosphopyruvate hydratase activity; magnesium ion binding. Gene Ontology annotation, cellular component: phosphopyruvate hydratase complex. The coding region runs from base 137 to 1438 and encodes 433 amino acids. Lineage: Eukaryota; Metazoa; Chordata; Actinopteri; Anabantiformes; Osphronemidae. The record is from RefSeq and is a predicted model, not a curated record. The transcript has 12 exons.